Molecule: messenger RNA, 1737 nt
Organism: Podospora anserina S mat+
Lineage: Eukaryota; Fungi; Ascomycota; Sordariomycetes; Sordariales; Podosporaceae
Exons: 2
Coding region: 1-1737 (578 amino acids)
Biological process (GO): fatty acid metabolic process
Molecular function (GO): medium-chain fatty acid-CoA ligase activity
Source: RefSeq, a predicted model, not a curated record
AUGUCUGCCGUACAAAAUCCCGUCGAAGAGGCCGUUGUCCUCCCACAACCUCAGAGGCUGUCCCUUCUCAAGGGCCCAACAGAUCCUCCUCUUGUCGACCUCACCCUCGGAGAACUCCUCAACCUUCAGUGUCUGCACCACGGAAACAGAGAGGGAAUUGUGAUUCCAUGGACAGGAGCGAGAUGGACCUACAACGAGCUCAAUCACCACAGUCGGCUGCUGGCCGCCGCCCUUCUAGAGAUGGGCAUCGGUGUUGGUGACAGAGUCGGCAUCAUGGCUGGCAACUGCGAACAAUAUGCUGCUGUUUUCUUCGCCGCCACCAGGAUAGGAGCCAUUCUCGUCAUCAUGAACAACACUUAUACCCCUACUGAGGCCUUGUACGGUCUCGACUUCUCGGAAUGCAAGGUUUUCUUCACCACCAAGAAGAUUGGCCGUCUCGAUCAAGGCCCACUACUCACACAACUUGCUGCCAGAGCGACUGGCCCCAAGGUUGUGAUCCUUCGCGGUGAUUCCGAGGGUUACCCAAUCUACAAGGAGCUUCUCACCCAAGGAGCCAGGGUAGAUCCCGAGCGCCUUCAUCAUGCUGAGAGCAAGGUGCUUCCUCACCUUGUUUGCAACCUCCAGUUCACCAGCGGCACAACCGGUCUUCCCAAAGCUGCAAUGCUCACUCAUCACAACAUUGUCAACAACUCCAGGUUCAUCGGAGACCGCAUGAGACUCACACACAACGACGUUCUCUGCUGCCCGCCUCCUCUGUUCCACUGCUUCGGUCUGGUGCUUGGCCUCAUGGCCGUCAUCACUCACGGUGGAAAGAUCAUCUACCCUGCCGAGGUGUUCGACGCACCUGCUACCCUCCGCACCAUCAUUGGGGAACAGUGCACCGCUGUUCAUGGCGUCCCCGCCAUGUUCGACAGUCUUUUGGCUCUUCCCGAAGCCAAGAAUCUCAAGGCGGCCGACCUCCGACUCCGCACCGGCAUCGUGGCCGGCGCCCCCGUCCCUCGCCACCUGAUGGAGCUCAUGGUCUCCAAGCUCGGCAUGAAGGAGUUCACAUCCAGCUACGGUCUCACCGAGGCCUCUCCCACUUGCUUCAACGCUUUCACCGACGACCCCAUCGACACCCGUCUCACCACCGUUGGCACUCUGAUGCCUCACGCCCGAGCCAAGAUUGUGGACCGCGACGGUGUGAUUGUGCCCAUUGGCACCCGGGGUGAGCUCUGCAUCGGCGGGUACCAGCUCCAGGCCGGCUACUGGAACAACUCGGAAAAGACCAACGACUGCAUGAUGAAGGACGAGGCCGGCGUCUUGUGGCUGCACACCGGUGACGAGGCCGUCUUUGACGAGCGUGGAUACUGCACCAUUACCGGUCGGUUCAAGGACAUCAUCAUUCGAGGAGGGGAGAACAUCUACCCGCUCGAGAUUGAGGAACGGCUGGUCGCCCACCCGUCCAUCUCCAUGGCUGUGGUUGUCGGGCUGAAGGAUGCACACUAUGGCGAGGUUGUCGGUGCGUUUCUUCAGCUUGACCCUGCUCACACUGCUAGCACGAAGCCCACUGUUGAGGAGGUGCGUGAGUGGUGUAGGCGGAAGCUGGGGAAGCACAAGGCGCCCACUCAUGUGUUUUGGCUGGGCCACGAUGGGGUUCCUGCUGCGGUGCCAUUGACGGGGAGUGGAAAGGUGAGAAAGUUCGAGAUGGCUCAGUUGGGGAAUAAGUUGCUUGAGGGUGUCAAGGCGAAGCUUUGA